Messenger RNA from Acanthopagrus latus (yellowfin seabream), 2122 nucleotides. RefSeq names its product TLC domain-containing protein 5-like. The record is from RefSeq and is a predicted model, not a curated record. The transcript has 2 exons. The coding region runs from base 593 to 1312 and encodes 239 amino acids. Gene Ontology annotation, cellular component: membrane. NCBI's taxonomy places the organism in Eukaryota, Metazoa, Chordata, Actinopteri, Spariformes, Sparidae.
UCGUGUGAAUGUGUAUGACUGCUGUAUGUUGAGGUGGUGGUCGGAGGGGCAGCCACGCGUCUGUCAGUCUGCCCCACAGCAGCUGUGGCUACUAUCAUAGUUUACCACCACCAGUAUGACUGUGUGAAUGAAUGGAACCUGUAAGAGCGCUCUGAGUAUCUAGAAAAGCGCCAUACAAAUCCAAUCAAUUAUUAUUUUAUAUUACUAACUGGGUGCAGCUCUGUCAAUCACUCCACCUCUCUCUCUCCUGCAGCUGCACCUCGACCACGCUCACCUCCACAGUUAUAAGUUAUAUAUUAUACAUUACAUGUUUAUGUUAUAUGCUAGGUAUUAUGUACAAGAUAUUAUAUGUUACAUAUUAGUUAUUAAAUAUCAAUAUUAUAUAUAAAACACUGACACAAACAUGACAGUCUGCUGCAGGUCGUUGAAUCAAAGUAUCUAUCUUGUGUCUUUUACACAUUGAUGGUAAAAUGUGUUUGAGUGACCACUCAGCAGUAACAGGGGAGAUAAAGUUACUGUCUGUGAGCAGAACAGAACCAACCCAGUUUGUUUAAAUGUCUUUCAUUAACAUUAAAGCAUCUGUCUCACAGUCAUGGCGGUCCUAGAGGUGUUCUGCAGCCUGACUGGCUGGUUCUGUCUCUACCUGUUGUUCUGUUGGACCUUCAGUCAGAGGUCACCUGAGUGGAACUGUCGGCUCGUCACUUUGUCUCACGGCGUCAUCAUUGUGCUGCUCACGGCGUACGUCGUCUUUAUAGAUGGACCCUGGCCGCUCACACAUGCAGGCUCAGAGAACACGGAGUUGCAGACAUUGUCUCUCUGUGUGUGUCUCGGUUAUUUCUUCUUCGACAUGUGUUGGUGUGUGCGGCACCACACGGAGGGCCCCGUCAUGUUGGCCCACCACGCUGCGAGCAUCGCAGGCAUCCUGCUAGCCUUGCUGAUGGGUGUGUCGGGCUGUGAGACAUGCGGCGUGAUCUUCGGCAGCGAGCUGACCAACCCCCUGCUGCAGACGCGCUGGUUCCUGCGUCAGCUGGGUCUUUAUGACGGCCUGCUGGGAGACGCCGUCGACCUGAUGUUCAUCUUCCUGUUCGCCACUGUGCGCGUGGGAGUGGGCUCCGCCAUGUUUUACUGCGAGCUCACAUCUCCCAGAACCACACUGAUCAUGAAGCUGGGCGGCGUGGUGAUGUACGCCAUCGCCUGGGUGUUCAUGGUGGACAUCGCUCGCUUUGGAUACAAGAAGAGUCGAGCUAAGUACCAACGAUGGAGCGAGAACCACAGACUGAAAGACACGGGAUGUCCACACAAGACGGACUGAUGCGUGGAGCUCGUCUGAACGAUCCAUCAUCACGUAAACUCACAUACUGCCUGUCAGAUGUCUUCUUCUGGAUGUCCAAACAGUUUGACACAGAAUCUGCUGAUGGACGUUAACGAACAACCCAAUCAGCAGGAUGAAUGUUGUUGAUCUUCUGUCUCUACAAACACAGCUGGACGUGUCCCCACGUCUCAUUAAUGAUGUCCAGUGGUUUCAUGUCCCAGAUGAACACAGUCUUGAACAGUGGUCUGUGGCUCAGCAGCUGUCUCACAUCCUCCAUGUUCUUAUGGUGAUUAUAUGAAUGUCUGCGUUGGACUCACGACUGCAUGGACAGCUGACAGGAUGCCUCACAGUGUCACAGUGCAUCUCGACCUCGUGCACUCUGAUAAUUCAUCUAGUUUCUGACGACUUCUACAACCAGGACCUUCAGCUGGAGCUGCUUGUUGGACUUUUGUCUGAAACAGUUAGGACAUGACGAUGAGUCAGUCGAUCGAUCAGUAUUAAUGAGUGUGUGACUGACGCUGCUGCCAUCUUGUCUUCAUGUCUCACCCACAUCAGGAGCAACAAACUGUCCUCGUAGCUGUCAGCAUCAUCUGACCUCAGACCAGCAGACCUGUGUUCGCUUAUAUCGGACAUGGAGCAGGAGGUGGAGGUGGAGGUGGAGGUGGAGCGGCUGCCCUCUGGUGGUCAGAAUCUGAAUCUGUUAGUCCGAAGCGACUUGAAUCAGACCUGACAAAAGGCUGAACUAAACUUACUGAUAUAAAUAAUAUAUUACUAAUAUAUUGUCAAUAUAUUAACUCCAGCAUGUCCUGG